AUGUCUGAAGUCGAUUCAUCGAAGGAGUAUCGAGCCGCAUUCGCAAAACAUAAGUUCAAUAAAAUCCUCCGUGAUGAGGUAUCAAAAUAUGCACUUGUCAAUGAACCGGACAAUUAUCAUGGGCUACUGGCUAUAAUGGAGGACUGGACGAUCAUUAUCUUAUGUACGGCUGUUGUUCAGUACACGCGUAGCAAUACCUAUCUGGGACUUUUUUGGCGAAUUGUUUAUGUUCUCACGAUUUGUAUCAUCGGUGCGCGACAGCGUGGUUUGGCGAGAGGUUUACAUGAGGCUACGUAUGGUUGUUUUGUCAACAAAAGAUAUUUGAAUUUUGUUCUGGCUAUGUUAUAUUUCAAAGUUUUGCUGGCUGCCAGGUAUCUCUCAUGUCAAAAAUCAUCAUCCAUAUCUUGGCACAGAUUGAGAUCCUGA
Molecule: messenger RNA, 426 nt
Organism: Adineta ricciae
Lineage: Eukaryota; Metazoa; Rotifera; Eurotatoria; Adinetida; Adinetidae
Source: the annotation of a GenBank genome assembly